AUGUGUUCGGGCGUGGGGCAGGACCGGCUUGGGAUCUACAUCAAGUCGGUGGUUGGAGGUGGAGCAGCAGAUCAGGAUGGUCGUCUCCAGGCUGGCGAUCAACUUCUCAAAGUCGACGGCGCCAGCCUUCAAGGCAUCACCCAGGAAAGAGCGGCAGAGAUAAUGAUGAAGACAGGUCAGGUGGUGACCCUAGAGGUGGCCAAGCAGGGUGCCAUCUUCCAUGGCCUAGCCACCUUACUCUCUCAGCCUUCACCAACCAUCACCCGAGGAUCGUUGCGUCGCCGUCAGCAACAACAACAGCAACAGCAACAGCAACAACGUCCCCUGUCAGAGGACCUUUCCAGCAGUGGGACUGGAGGUAGAGGGAAUCCGCAGCGCUCGCAUUCUCUUCCCUCAUCCAUUAACCAGCAUGCCUCUGCCUCAAUUCGCACGGCUGGUGAUGGUGCUUCCAUUAACCACUCUCCCCCUCCCAUAAUCUCUGGUAAACCUGAGAAGCCACAGCUACAGAGACAGGAAUGCAUUGAAGAUCAUGUGAAGAAAAGACCAAAACCUAGACCAAAGCCAUUCCUCAAAUUUUUCCUGCCCCCAUCUUUCUUAUCAAGUAUUCGAGCAAGGUCCCGCCGGUUGACCCGGGCUGCCCCACCUAAGGUCACUUACCUCAUUGACCUCCCAACCCCACCUGAAGGUCUCAACUGUAAGGCUGAAGACCUUGGGUCCUUGUUGGAGAAGUUUGGUACCCGGAGAGAAUUGUCACGUCCUUGUGAUGCAGCAGCAUACAAUGGGCGAUACCAGAGUGAGCGGGACUUACCAAGUCGAGUCCCAGGUCUCAUGCCUCCCCGCAUAUCCUCCUCCAAGUCUGUCCCCUCUCUAAACACGGGAGAACCAGGAUCUCCAUCAAAGGUCCAUGAGGCCUAUAAUCCCCAUGCCAACUAUACCAAGCCCCAGAAUCCCCCUUCUCACUUCCGAUCCAGAUCAACGCAGAAUCUGGCCAGUGUAGCAGGGGUGGCAAAUGGAGGAGUAAUACGAGGAACCUCUAAUCCCAAUCUCCCACCAAAUCAACAGUAUGGAUCAGGGCCAAUGCCCUCUUCCUAUCCUCACCAUCCCCCUCACAUGAAUGGCUAUUCCCCUGCUCAGAACUUCCCUGAUCAACGGGCAUCGAGUCAGCAGCGGAGUUUCCGUGGAUCAGAGGGAGUCCUGAACCGCUCCCACAGGGAUGGAGAUUCUCGUCCACAGUCAGCACUCAUGUCACCACAUCCACAGUACCAAUCAGGGGAAGUGCACCGACCUGUAUCCCAUCGGGAUCUUAGACAGGAAGCCAAGAUGCAUGAUAUUGGUGAAGAAGUCCUGCGAAGGGAGGAGAGAGUUCUUGCAUUUCGGGCUGCUAAUGCCAACUCUUCCCAGGGGAUGACUGGAGUGUAUCCAGGUCCUGGGUAUUCUCGAGGAGGUACUCAAAAUGAGGACAUCCCACCAGCACGUCCUCCACUGCCUCCUGAGAGUGCCAUGUUCCCUUCAGUUCGACCAUCUUCUGCAUAUCCUGCUCAAAUAAGCGACAACAGGAGUCCAUCAGUGCCAACCUCCCAGCAGCUGAAUCAGCAAAUGAACAAGAUAUUUAGUGCCAGUAAUCCCUGGGACCGAGAAGAACGUGAAAGGGAGGCAGCACGUCGAGCUGAGGUGGCACGGCUAUGGCGGGACCAGCAGAUUGCUAUGCUGGAAGGAGAGUCAAAUCGUACUCCAAAACAAGAAGAACAGCUGAGGACCCUCCGACUGGAGAAGGAGUUCCAGCGUCGUGCAGAGGAGGCUGCCAAGGGUGAUGAUGAGGACAAUGAUGAUGAUGAUGAUGAAGUUGAUCGUCGAGGGUUGCUGCGCAUUGUGCAGGAAGACCUCGAGCGGAGUCGUCAACGACGUAUAGCAAUGGAAGCUAAUGAGAACAAGAGGCUGCAGACAAUGCCAGCCAAUGCCUCUCCUCACUGGAGGAACUCCUCCUUGCCUCAGGUGAUUGGAGGUGGACAUCCACAACAGCAGCAACAGCAUAUGACAGGUGGAACAUCAAGAAGCAAAGCAGAGGAGAUUCGGAUGAAGGAGCAGCAGCUUCAUGCAGCGCAACUUGCAGAGGAACGUAUCCUCCGUGUUGCCCAGAAGAGACAG
This is a messenger RNA of Darwinula stevensoni, 2145 nucleotides long. The record is from the annotation of a GenBank genome assembly. Lineage: Eukaryota; Metazoa; Arthropoda; Ostracoda; Podocopida; Darwinulidae.